CGAGAAGAUGGGGCCAGUCGCCUACUUCAGCCUCUGCCUCCUCGGCUGCCUGAUCUUUAGCCCCUCGCUGGCAGGGGACCAAGACAUGUCCUGUCCCGAGAGCUGGCUAGUCUUCCAAGGCAACUGCUAUGGAUACUUCUCCCAAGAGAAAACCUGGCUAGAGGCUGAGGCUGAGUGCCGGCACAACGGGCAAGGGGCCCAUCUUGUCUCCAUUCACAGUACUGGAGAAAAUAAUGCAUUGGCCCUUUAUGUCAAGUGGUACCACAAAAAGAACAGUCCCAUCUGGAUCGGACUGUUGGAUCUUGAGCAGAAUCGAGGCUGGAGAUGGGCCGAUAAAUCCCUGGUCAGCUUCAGUGCUUGGGAUAACGGGCAACCUGAUAAUCGUUUAGGAAAUGAGAACUGUGUAGUGUUAGAAAAUGCAGGUUUUCAGAAAUGGCACGAUUAUCCCUGUGAAGAGAGAUUCUCUUUCAUUUGUAAGCGCAAACCCUAGGGGAGGCAGCUCGCCUGCACCUGGGGAUUCCCAGCACCUGGGCUAUGAGUGAAUUCAGUUCCUCUGCCUGCCCUGGGGGACCAGGUCCUGUGUCCCCGGCUGCAAAGCCCCUUUGGCAAAGCUUCGCUGUGUUAUGCUGUGUCACUCCCGCUCUGCUGUGCCCCCUUCUCUCCCUGUCGCACCCACGCUCUGCUCUUUUCAGCAAUCUCAGCACAGUGACGUGAUAAUAAACUUUCCCUGGAGCUUUCA
Messenger RNA from Dermochelys coriacea (leatherback sea turtle), 739 nucleotides. RefSeq names its product C-type lectin LmsL-like. The record is from RefSeq and is a predicted model, not a curated record. Lineage: Eukaryota; Metazoa; Chordata; Testudines; Dermochelyidae. The coding region runs from base 8 to 490 and encodes 160 amino acids. The transcript is spliced from 6 exons. Gene Ontology annotation, molecular function: signaling receptor activity.